CCUGGAGAUAGAAUACUAGAGUUGAUUUAACAAUAUCUUUAUAAGGUUUGUUUUUACAUUUUAUAAUACGUUUAUGGGGAUGUUAGUGUUUUUGCCUGUUACUUUCUGUCCAUAUUUUGAUUUAUAAUUAAGUUUCUGCCGCCACACUCUAUAUUCUUGUUCGUUCUAUACUUGAUUUUGUCUGCUCUACGGUGGCUUUACAAGGACGUUUUCAUCUACCAUCUACGCACACUUCCAUUAACAUAUUUCUGCUUUAGGUAGUGGUAUAUUUUAUCACUUUUACUGAUAUUGGUCAGAUUUCUAAGUUGUCACAGCAUAUUCUAAGGAUAUUUAUAAAAAAUGGGAAGAAGACCAGCUAGGUGUUAUAGAUAUUGCAAGAACAAACCCUACCCCAAGUCUCGCUUUUGCAGGGGUGUUCCUGACCCAAAGAUCAGGAUUUAUGAUAUGGGUCUUAAGGGCGCCGAUGUGGAUGAUUUUCCGUGUGUUGUCCACAUUGUUUCCGGUGAAUAUGAACAGAUUUCAUCCGAGGCCCUUGAGGCUGCUCGUAUUUGCGCAAACAAGUUCAUGGUAAAGUCCGGUGGUAAGGAAUCUUUCCAUAUUAGGGUGAGGGUUCACCCAUUCCAUGUACUUCGUAUUAACAAAAUGCUUUCAUGCGCCGGUGCUGAUAGACUUCAGACAGGAAUGAGAAGGGCUUUCGGAAAGCCUACCGGUGUUGUGGCAAGAGUUAACAUUGGUCAGAUUUUAAUGUCAAUUAGAACUAGGGAGCACCUCGUUCCAAAGGCGGUUGAAGCACUUAGAAGGGCAAAGUACAAGUUCCCCGGUCGUCAGAAGAUCUUCGUUUCUAAUAAAUGGGGAUUUACGCCCUUUUCAAAGGAGGAAUACCUCAAGUAUCAGUCUGACGGAAGGCUUGAAAAUAAGGGAGUUCAUGUGAAGUGGAUUUCUUCGCACGGACCCCUUUCCAAAAUCUUCCCAAAUGCUGCAGAUAUGCAUCUCCCUCUUGAUGAUGCAAUUGUUUCUCCAAACUAACAGCAUAUAGUCU
Molecule: messenger RNA, 1039 nt
Organism: Theileria equi strain WA
Lineage: Eukaryota; Apicomplexa; Aconoidasida; Piroplasmida; Theileriidae
Product: 60S ribosomal protein L10, putative
Exons: 2
Coding region: 340-1026 (228 amino acids)
Biological process (GO): translation; ribosomal large subunit assembly
Cellular component (GO): cytosolic large ribosomal subunit; ribosome
Molecular function (GO): structural constituent of ribosome
Source: RefSeq, a predicted model, not a curated record